Messenger RNA from Lates calcarifer (barramundi perch), 3325 nucleotides. RefSeq names its product transmembrane protein 184C (gene tmem184c). NCBI's taxonomy places the organism in Eukaryota, Metazoa, Chordata, Actinopteri, Centropomidae. The coding region runs from base 510 to 1862 and encodes 450 amino acids. Gene Ontology annotation, biological process: transport. The record is from RefSeq and is a predicted model, not a curated record. Gene Ontology annotation, molecular function: transporter activity. The transcript has 10 exons.
GACUCUAUCUCGCACCGGAAAUAGGAAGGACAAACUCAACAGCAAUUACUUGUUUGGAAACUUUUACCUACAAACAUAAACCGCCCUUAAAAGCUGACAAGUGGACGUUUAUCUUGGGAGUCAAUCGAUUUAUCAGUGUGAGGUUUUAUUUUAUUGUGUUAGAUACUGAGAGACUCCUAACGGUUCAGUCAGCAUGCCUCGUCUGCUUUGUUUGUUUACAUGGUAAAUCAGCUGAGGAGCUAACGUUAGCAACAUAGCCUAGUAAAAACCGAGUCAUAUGAGCUGUUAAUUAUCGGGCAGCUUUGUCCUCAUGGAUGAAACUUAACAUUACUGGAAGGGGUAACGUACAUAUGCAGUAGUGAGGGGUUGCCUUAGGCCCUUAGAAGUGUAACAAUGCGAAGCUAACGUUAAAUGUUUCGAGCGUCGGCAACGUUUUCCAGACGAGUAAAGUUGUUUUGUCGCUGAGCCUGAGGCCAGUUUUAAAGGCCUCACAGCGUCUUUAUGUCAAGAUGCCUUGUUCCUGUGGGAACUGGAGAAGGUGGAUUCGGCCGCUGGUCGUUGUGCUGUACAUUUUGUUGCUAUUGGUCGUCUUGCCACUGUGCAUCUGGGAGCUGCAGAAGUCAGAGGUUGGCACACAUAAUAAAGCAUGGUUCAUUGCUGGGAUUUUUGUCUUCAUGACCAUACCCAUAUCAUUAUGGGGCAUUCUCCAGCAUCUGGUUCACUACACUCAGCCAGAGCUUCAGAAACCUAUCAUCAGGAUAUUAUGGAUGGUCCCAAUCUACAGCUUGGAUAGUUGGAUUGCACUGAAAUAUCCCAGUAUAGCAAUUUAUGUCGACACAUGCAGAGAGUGCUACGAGGCCUAUGUCAUCUACAACUUCAUGACCUUCUUGCUUAAUUACCUGGAAAAUCAGUACCCCAGUCUGGUGUUGAUGCUGGAGGUUCAAGAGCAGCAGAAACACCUGCCUCCUCUCUGCUGCUGCCCGCCAUGGCCAAUGGGAGAGGUUUUACUGUUGCGGUGCAAACUGGGAGUGUUGCAGUACACAGUUGUACGACCCGUCACAACAGUGAUUGCCUUGAUCUGCCAGCUGUGUGGAGUGUAUGAUGAGGGAAAUUUCAGUUCAACAAAUGCAUGGACAUACCUGGUCAUUUUCAACAAUAUGUCACAGCUGUUUGCCAUGUACUGCCUGGUGCUGUUCUACAGGGCCCUGAGAGAGGAGCUGAGUCCAAUCAAACCAGUGGGCAAAUUCCUGUGUGUCAAAAUGGUGGUGUUCGUCUCUUUCUGGCAAGCUGUGUUCAUUGCCUUACUGGUGAAGGUGGGCAUCAUCUCAGAAAAACGUACAUGGGACUGGCAAAGUGUGGAGGCUGUUGCUACUGGCUUACAGGAUUUCAUCAUAUGUGUGGAGAUGUUUCUGGCAGCCAUUGCCCAUCACUUCAGCUUCACCUACAAGCCUUACAUCCAGGAGGCUGAGGAGGGCUCUUGCUUUGAUUCUUUCAUGGCAAUGUGGGACAUCUCUGAUGUCAGAGCAGACAUUUCUGAACAAGUCCGCAAUGUUGGGAGAACAGUAAUGGGUCGUCCAAGGAAGUCUUACUUUGGCGAGGCGCAGAAUGAGGGUGAGCGAUCUGGCUUGCUCACAUCUGCCUCCCAAGAUGCCAUCACUGAGGCACCCAACCCAGUGUCAUCUAAUGGUCAGUACCAGGGCCUGGGGAGAACCCUCACACCACACUCUUUGUCAGCUCCUGCUGGUCUCAGCUCAGCCCCAUGGGAUGAAGGAUAUGAGGCUAGACCUGAAGAAACCGAGGAAGAGGAGAGGACCAACCAAACCAAAGAACCAACAGAGGCAGAUCUCAUCGUUAUCACCUAGCCCACCAUCAAGGCUGAUAUCAGACUCUACCAGACAUGGUUGGGCUGGGCCCAAUGACAGCCUUGCCAUUUUCCUUCAGACAUUACUUAACUGAUGCAAAAUUAAACAAAACUGUUGUUGAAAAGGGCACAUCCACCAAGUAAGUAGACAUUUGCCAACAAAGGCAAAACCAGAUGGACCUCUCUGCCAGUGACAGCUCUAAGAAUGUUCAGUGAAGUUAUGGCAAAAUGAUAAAAUAACAAACAUUUUCUGCAGGUUCUGUUGUACUAGGGAGUUAUAUUGCUCAGUAAGCUAUGCCAGAAUGGUUUUUAUCCACUGUAAUUGGGAAAGACUUGCAGUCAGUUUUAACGUGCAUCCCAAAGAGCGCAUCUUUCUUCAAAGAACCAAGUCUUUGUGUUGUCGUCUUUGUUAAGAUGAGUCUCUGUGAAACUUCCUUAAGUCUGAGUGAGGCAUGAAGAUGUAUGCUUGUAUAUUUCAAGUAGGAAAUAAUUACAGAAUUUUAUGUUUCAGCUCAGUCAUAUCAAACCACAAUCUCAAAUGUGACAGAUGAUGAAAAGAAAUAUGCAACUUUUAAAGUACAAAUGUUUUCUUCACAUUGUAUCUUGCUUUAUAGUGAUUUCGGAAGAUGUCGAUUUAAGUGAGCGGUCAUAAAUGAGAAUCUACAAUAUUAACGCACAUUACACGUCCAGGAUCACCAACAGAAGAUAUGUAUCCCAGAGGAGAGGAAUGAAAAGAGCAGAGGCAACAUGUUGUUGGGAUGCACAGACUAAACUACUCCAGUGGAAAAAAUAACUUGGGUUAAGUAGGUCAGAGCUAACACUUGCUGAAAGAUGUGUGCUGACUGACAGUAUGACAUCAUUACAGUGUCAAUAUAGGUCUGUGUAUUUCCUAAGGGUACAGUCCAUGUAUUAAAACAUAAAAAAAUCAGUCUCAAACUGUACAAUCAACACAUUCUAGUUAAUUCCUAUCAAUGCUUUACUGCAUUAUAGCCCACUUUAUAGUGUAUAAUAGAAACUUAUUCACUAGUCUCAGAUGCCUUGUUGUAUGUGCCAUGGAACUAGUCUAUCCACUAACUAUCAAUUUAGCAUUUAUAUUCCAGGAUCAGUUUUAUUUAAUGAUGUUUUCCAUCCUUUUUAGCCUCAAAGCUGGAAUAACUAAGCACAUUUAAGCCAUUUAUAUUUCCUGUAGAUUUUCCAAGCUUGUUUGUCAUUGAGACUUUUCAUGUGCAGGGAUAUUGAUCUGUUUAAUGUACAGCAUAGGAUAUCAGGUUGAUGUGUCAGUAAAUACAAACCGUAUCCUAUCAGCAGGAUAAUCUGCAGCAUGUCUAGCCAGAACAUGUUGCAUUGCCUUAUGUGUUUUUUUUAUAUAAAACUGACAGUAUUACAUCAGAGCUGAUGUAAUUGCUCCACAUUUUAAUUUAAAUCCAUCUCUGACAGUCUCUUCAAUAAAUCAAACUAAUUACA